Messenger RNA from Cylicocyclus nassatus, 529 nucleotides. NCBI's taxonomy places the organism in Eukaryota, Metazoa, Nematoda, Chromadorea, Rhabditida, Strongylidae. The record is from the annotation of a GenBank genome assembly.
UUCCUGUUAGUAAUCAACCAAACGAUGCCAAAAAGCUGAAUCGCACAAAGAGGUCUGCAACAUUCAAAGAACACGGGCAACAUAUUUAUGAGUGGUUUCCACGGCUAAGAUGCGGAAACUUGUAAUUCCCAAGUACUACGGUCGUCCGUCGAUUGGUUUGGCUCUGUUUGGCUGUGCAAAUCGUCCGUUCUAUCACGUCUGUGUUUUCCCCGAUAGAGCGCUAGGCAGAAGAUACGAAGGAAAUAUUCUUGAACAGGUCGGAACAUUCGACCCAUUGCCGAAUACUAAAAACGAGAAAUUAGUAUCUCUUAACUUUGGUCGACUCAAGUAUUGGAUUGGAGAACGCAACGCACAUAUUUCUGUACCUGUUUUGGAACUUCUAGGACUUUCUGGGUUGUUUCCCAUCCAUCCAAAAACAUUCGUUCGAGCAAGGCACAACAGAGAGCACGCCGCUGCUUCUCAAACCCACGUAAGCGAAGAAAACAAAGAAACCGAAGAGGAAACUUCUUCGGAUAAGGUCUCUGCAUAG